UAUUCCUUCACAGUUGAUAUUUCUAGUGCUGGUUGUGUUAGCAUUUUAAACAAAUCGACAAUAGCUACGUAAAAUUUGCCAAGUUCCUUAUAUCUUUCGUUUAUGAAAGAUGCCUAUUAAAUUUCGAAAUAGAACUGAAAGUAACAGUAACAUCGCUUCAGCAAAUAAAAAGAAAAUUAGCAAUAUUCCAUCUCAGCUACACCACACAGCUGAUUCUAAAGAUUUCGGUUUAAAAGGUUCAAAUGUGCAAAUCAAUUUCAGAAUCGGUUCCAAUCGAACGUCUGAUGGGCUCUCAACAGGAAAACCUCUAACAAUUUCGAGUUGCAAGUCAGAAGAUUGCCUGCACGCUUCCGUUCGCAGGGAAACAUUGACCACACGAAAAAUUUUGUCUGAUCGACCUGCCACAGCUGCAACAUCAAAGCGAAACCCUUAUUCUUCCUUGCGUCGAAAAGUCACAAGUUCAACUUCUCGAGAUGACAGCUCAGUGAAUCCGUCAAGGGAUUGGUUUCCCCCUGUGCCAGUCAGUUCCCAGUCGUGGUCUAGCAGUGUCGAUAGCGAGUUGGCAACUGUUGGCAGUUUUGAUACGGGUACUGAAGCUAGCCUUGAAGAUAAGCAGUCUUUCGCCGUAUUCAGCAGCGUUUCAUGCGAUAGUCCUGAUGAACAACUUGUUCCGGACACUACGCUGCAAGACAUCAAUGAUCCAGUUUUCAACCAAGAUUCAACAUUGCGUAACUUUACAAAACCUAUUCCAUCCAUAAUCAAUUCAAGACAAUUAAAUCACUUUCAUUCUGAUCAAUCUCCUCGCUGUGAGCAGUACAAUUCUCACGAUGAAUGUUAUCAUGAGAAAGAUGAUCAGUCUGAGCCGACGGUUUAUCAUCAGUGUGAAUCUAAAAUGAUUGACGUUGAAUCACAGCCAAAGAAUCUACCACAUUCUACUUCUUCCCCAACAAAGCUCUCUACUGAAAAAAAUGCCAGUUAUAAUCCGGAAUGUGAAACAAACAAGCGCAAACAACCGUCUUACGAAAUUGAAUCUUGUGCGCAUAACAAUGUGUCUGCAUCUGAAACCGAAAAUGCGCCCGAUUCGACUGAUGAUUCAGCGGGUGCGAUCACCAGCAUACAUACUUCGUCUAGCAGAAGCGAGAAACCCUCUUGUCCGACGUUUCAUGUAGUUAAACCAAAGCAACAACAUAUUAAGGAUGAUCAAGUCACAAAAAGAGAACCAAAUAUGCUCUCUGAAAUCUUGAGCUUUUUAGAUGACGCUAAUAGUCAUACACCGUUAGCAAGCUCACCACAUCUUGCGAUCAACUCUGAGACGGAAUCCAAUGCUGAAGGAGGAUUCAGAAGGCCUGAUUCCGAAGGCGUCACAAGGUUACACGGAAUGACCAUGGCUGAAUUAACAGAAGAAGUUCUCGCUCUUCAGAUGCUUGUUCAGGAUAAAGACAAUAAGCUUGUUGUCAUGGAACGGGCUCUUCAGCAUCAAAGGGAACUUUUAGCACGAAACGUUAAGACUGCCAAACGUGAGCUGAAUUUACGUUGUAAAGCUCAAAAGGAGGAAUACGAAUCGAACACGAAUCGAAACUUCCAAUUUAUACAGCAACUAGUCGAAGAAAAGAAGGCACUUGCUGAAAAAUGUGAAGCAUUGGCCACUGAAAUGCGGCAACAAACAGCCAAAGUAGAAUAUGAACGGAGAGUAAGCGAUGAACGCCACAACGCAGAGAUUCGUCGAUUGAAGCAGACUUUGGGUAAAGAUCAAAGGUACCACCAAGAAAAGUGGUUAGCAGACCGCACAGAACAUAUACGCGAAGCAACAGCAAGAGGGUUGGAACCAGAAUUACGACGCCUUAUGAGUCAACACCAGGUUGAGUUGCAGAGCCUUCGAUCUAUUCACCAAGAAGAAAUAAAUCGAAUAGAACAAGCUCAUUUAAAUAAAACUGUCCAGCAGCUAAAUGCACUUCGAGAAAAAAUGGAUAACGAUCGCGAAGAUGCGUGUGCUAAAGAGCGCGAAAUCAUGCGAGUAAAAUACGAUAAACAGUUAGACGAAAUGGAACAUAUCAACACUUCCAAGUUGCAGCGAUUGCAGGUCGAUAUGGAACGUGAAAGGGCUCGCUGGAUAGAAGAAGAAUCACGAAUGAAAAUGCAGGAAGACGAAAAAAUUCGUCGUCUUGAAGAAAAGCGGCGACGAGAAAGGAUUGCCGCACAACAGCUUUUACAGGCAGAAAUUGCCACGAUCAAACAACAGAAUGUCGAAUAUCUAGCUCAACUAAAGAAAAAGUGGGAAGAGGAAAAAAUAGAGGAAAUCAGAGCACUAAAACACCAAUUGGAUACAAAUUCCAAUGAGCGUGAAAGGCGGCUUAUUGAAAAUCAACGAAGGGAACGCGAAGAAGAAGAACAUAAAUUCGCUUUACAAUUAUCGAACGAAUUAAAGCGACAACAUGAACAAUGGAAAAGCUUGUCCGAAAAUCAAUUACAACGGAUUAGGGAUAAAAAUGCAGAGGAAAUAAAAAGACUGGAUGAAGCUGAAUCCGAAUUACGUAAUAAACUGGUGGAAGUUCGGCGUUCUUUGGCAGAACGUGAUGAAGAAUUGGCUGCUUUACGUUUAUCACUCUUCCAACACGUAAAAGAAAAUAAGGACGUAACAAAAACUCUGGAAAAAUAUACUGUAGAGCGCUCAGAUUUGAAAAAAAUUCUGCAAAAGGAAUUGGAAGAUGAAUUCCUUAAAAUAAACGAAGAAAAGAUGGUGCUCCAAAAAGAAUUUAGUCAAGCAAAAUCGGAUCAUCGAAUAGAGAUUAACAAAAAAAAUUCUGAAAUAGCUCAUCUGUCGGCCUGCCACGAACAAAUGCUUAGCGAUAUACAUGAGAAGGUUAAGCAAGCAGUUGCCAAAAAAGAUGAUGCUUUGGCGCAAAUUCAAGAAAAAUUCAAAAUUGCUAUUUGUCGUUGUCAACAUCUGGAGGAACUACUUGAUCGUCAACAGAGAGACCUAUUAGCCCGGAAAAAUUAACUGGUUGUUCUUUCGUAAAAUGACGAUUUAGUUUAGUUUUGUGGUGUGUAUUUGUUUUCUCUUUGUUUU
Molecule: messenger RNA, 3067 nt
Organism: Daphnia pulicaria
Lineage: Eukaryota; Metazoa; Arthropoda; Branchiopoda; Diplostraca; Daphniidae
Product: centrosomal protein of 131 kDa-like
Exons: 10
Coding region: 110-2998 (962 amino acids)
Biological process (GO): cilium assembly; regulation of centrosome duplication; intraciliary transport involved in cilium assembly
Cellular component (GO): centriolar satellite
Source: RefSeq, a predicted model, not a curated record